GCUCAACUGUGCCGGCGCCGCCGCCUUCUUGGCGCACGAGAGAAAGUCGCGCCCCAUGGCUCGCUCCUCACCCGCUGCUCUCCCUCUCUCCUCUCCACCGUCACCCUCAGCCAUGUCCGUCGCCGCGCUCCGCUACGAGGCACGCGCCGAGGCCUACGCGCCCGCCAGCGCCGCGCGUGCGCUGCUCGCGACAAUGGUGCGCAAGCGCAGCAACCUCUGCGUCAGCGUCGACGUGACGCGCGCCGCCGACCUGCUCGCCGUCGUCGCCGCCGUCGCGCCGCACGUGUGUCUCGUCAAGACGCACAUCGACAUCGUCUCGGACUUCAGCGACGAUCUCGUGGUGCAGCUGCAGGCGCUGGCGCAGCAGCACGACUUUCUCAUCUUCGAGGACCGCAAGUUUGCCGACAUUGGCAACACCGUGUCGCUGCAGUACGCCGCCGGCGUGCACAAGAUCGCCUCGUGGUCGCACAUCACCAACGCGCACCUCGUGCCCGGGCCGGGCAUCAUCGACGGGCUGGCGGCCGUGGGCGAGCCGCUGGGGCGCAGCCUGCUGCUGCUCGCCGAGAUGUCGUCGGCGGGCACGCUGGCACGCGGCGAGUACUCGCGCGAGUGCGUGCGCGCCGCAUAUGCGCACCCCUUCGUCUGCGGCUUCAUCGCCAUGCACCGCGUCGACGACGACGAGGCACCGCCGGCGGGCCAGGCCAAGAAGGACUUUCUCAUCCUCACGCCCGGCGUCGGCCUCGACAGCACGGGCGACGGGCGCGGCCAGCAGUACCGCACGCCCGACGAGGUCGUGCGCGCCAGCGGCUGCGACGUCAUCAUCGUCGGGCGCGGCAUCUACGGCGCGCUGCUCAAGGAGGGCGUGGCGCGCGCCGACGCCAUCGCCGAGGUGACGCGGCAGGGCGAGCGCUACCGCGACGCCGGCUGGCAGGCGUACGAGGCACGAUUGGGUGCGUGAGCAAUGUAUCGCGCUUGCUCGG
Tilletiopsis washingtonensis is the source of this 980-nucleotide messenger RNA. Its product is annotated as OMPdecase-domain-containing protein. Lineage: Eukaryota; Fungi; Basidiomycota; Exobasidiomycetes; Entylomatales. Gene Ontology annotation, molecular function: orotidine-5'-phosphate decarboxylase activity. Gene Ontology annotation, cellular component: cytosol. The record is from RefSeq and is a predicted model, not a curated record. Gene Ontology annotation, biological process: 'de novo' UMP biosynthetic process; 'de novo' pyrimidine nucleobase biosynthetic process. The transcript is spliced from 3 exons. The coding region runs from base 56 to 958 and encodes 300 amino acids.